AUGGGGACGGCGGCGGCGACGGAGGAGAGAGCGUCUGCCUCCGCGGUUGCGGCGGAGGGGGCAGCGGUGACGAAGGUGGGGACCUCUGCCCCGGAGGUCCCGGCUGAGGUGGCAUUGGCGGCGGAGGCGGAAGUGCCCGCUCGAGGGGCUCCGGCAGGAGCGGAGGAGCCUCCCUCGGUGGUUGCGGUGGAGGGCGAGGUAGCCGCGAGGAUACCUGUUCCAUCGCCUGCGUCGGAGGCGGUGACGCCGUCGAGCGACCCCGCGGCGGCCCCGAAGGCAACAGGUGCGCAGGCGCCGGGGCCGUCGGUGAACCCGACGGCUUCCGGGAUGGUGGAGUCUGCUUCGACAGCGGCGCCAGGAGCGGCUCCCGCCUCGGCCUUGGCCGCUACCGUUCCCAGGGCGUGGAGAGGGUCUGUCCUGCGUUGGACGUCCCGUGAGGACCCGCCGAGGCACCUCUUCACCCUGGAUGACGCCGCGGAGUGGCGCUAG
This is a messenger RNA of Setaria italica (foxtail millet), 489 nucleotides long. RefSeq names its product translation initiation factor IF-2-like. The transcript has a single exon. Bases 1 to 489 code for a protein of 162 amino acids. The record is from RefSeq and is a predicted model, not a curated record. NCBI's taxonomy places the organism in Eukaryota, Viridiplantae, Streptophyta, Magnoliopsida, Poales, Poaceae.